Gadus morhua (Atlantic cod) is the source of this 4027-nucleotide messenger RNA. RefSeq names its product chromosome 7 C5orf24 homolog (gene c7h5orf24). The coding region runs from base 300 to 941 and encodes 213 amino acids. NCBI's taxonomy places the organism in Eukaryota, Metazoa, Chordata, Actinopteri, Gadiformes, Gadidae. The transcript is spliced from 2 exons. The record is from RefSeq and is a predicted model, not a curated record.
UUGGAGGAAAGUGUUAAAUCGCAUCUGUUCAUCUGCGCAUGCUCAGAAGGUCUUCCCGUCUUAUUAAUUUUUAAUGGGAAAUGGCUGCGUUCCUUAUCCAGAUCUCCGCUGCAUGGAAAUCCCACAUAUAUACGCCUUUCAUUUCAGUAUACAGCAAACCGAUAUUGUAAUAAUUCAAUCCGGGAAGGUGAAUCGGGAUCCUUUGUGAGAAAUGAAUGGAGUCAUGCUUUGAAGGAUGAAAGAUCUGUCCUUUUUGUUUUUAACCCUCUGCUUCCCGUGAUCCACAAACAAUCGAGACGAUGAUGCGGCAGGUGACCACCAGUGACUUCUGCAUGAGCGGCCGGCCGUCCUGCCUGGCGGAGGACUCCCACCACCCCGCCUCCCACUUUGAGCUCUGCGCCUCCCAGUCCAACAAGUUCUACCCCUCCCCGCACCCGCCCUCGCUGCAGAUGGGCCUGGGGCCCAUGCCGCCGCUGGCCCCCCAGAGCUCACACAAACCCCUCGCCUGCCACAGGCAGGACGCGCUGGGAGACCCCCGCUCGCCGGGACCCCCGCAGGGCUCGGGCAUGGGCAUGGGCAAGGCCGGCGCCGAGCCGCAGCCGCAGGACCUGAAGAAGAAGAAGCCCCCCGGGGGGAAGUCGGGCCGGCGCGGGCGGCCCGCCGGGACCACCAAGCUGGCGGGGUACCGGACCAGCACGGGGCGGCCCCUGGGGACCACGCGGGCGGCGGGCUUCAAGACCAGCCCGGGCCGGCCGCUGGGAACCACCAAGGCAGCGGGGUACAAGGUGAGCCCCGGGCGGCCCCCCGGCAGCAUCAAGAGCCUGUCGCGCCUCAACAAACUAGCCUACGGCACGUGCAGCGGCGCCGCCUUCCCCUACCCGCUGCCCCAUAAGGACAGCCUGUGUGAACCCUCCUGCAAGGACAAGGUAGCUAAUGAUUAACCCGCCGGCCCCUCACCCCACCUGGGUGUUGUCCCGUCAGAGCGGUCUUCUCCCCCGGCCCUCACCCCACCCUGGGCUUUGUCCCGUCAGAGAGCCCUUCUCCCCCGGCCCCUCACCUCCUCGGGGGGGGCAGUCCCGUCAGUGAGCCCUUCUCCCCCGGCCCCUCACCUCCUCGGGGGGCAGUCCCGUCAGCGAGCCCUUCUCCCCCGGCCCCUCACCUCCUCGGGGGGGGCAGUCCCGUCAGUGAGCCCUUCUCCCCCGGCCCCUCACCUCCUCGGGGGGGCAGUCCCGUCAGUGAGCCCUUCUCAUCGGCUCUACUUUGAGAGAUGCAUGCUAUAGUUCUGCUGUCAGAAACGGGCCAUGAUUGUACAUUUGUUCCAGUCUGAGAUAAGGAAGUGUGCCGUUGCUGUUGUGUUUUUUUAUAACUGUUUUUGUGUCGUCAUAUGUGUGUGUGCUCUGGUCAUGUGACCAUCAGGAUCUCAUUUCACCGUUGAAUCUAUCAGCGUCAAAAGACGAUUGGUUUUAAAUUCACCUUGGAAAUAUUUUAAUAUCUGAUCGUGCAGCCAUUAAAACUUAAUUUGGUCGGUUGAUAUGACAUCCACUGCUGUGUGACACCAUCUGUCAGUGGCUGGCUCUGCUGAGCAUGCUGCUACUCAGCAACCAGUCCAGUUUAAGCAAGUAUUUUCCGUGUUGUCGUUGUUAAUGUUGUUUCCAAACGGCCUUCUGAUUCUAGGUGUUGUUUCUGUAGGUCUGAAUACAGCAACAUGCAUUCAUUACCUGAACCUGAAUAUAAAUAGACUUCCACAUUCUAUAGGGGUUCUAUUUUCAAUUACCUAACUUUUCAACAAUGGUCCAACUAUAUUUAUUGUUCCGUAUGCAGUUUUGCAUCACAUUAAUUUAUACAAAAAUCGAAAAAAGUGUGAAUCUAACAAGCAUGACUUCAUCAUGAAAUGCAGUUUGGCUAGGGGUUGAGGACAAGGAGCUAUUGGCAUGUAUUUAGAGUAUUGUCCAACAGUAUUAAGACUUGAUAUACUUAACCAGGUAUUUAACCCCUUCUUCCCAACACUUUUGUUGGAGAAAAGGACUAUGCCAAACAUUUUCAUGAAUCAUUGAGGAGACAAGUGGCAGCAUUCUGCUUUAAGAGAAGCCCUAAACACGAAACUCCAUCCCCAUCAUUUGUAAAUAUUUAAUUGUUUCUUUUUACUUUUGUUUCUAGACAAUUGCAAUAUUAUAAUUCUGAUGUUUUUUGUUUUAAAUUUUUGUAUAAUAUUUCAUAGAGUAUUAUGAAGGCAUGUCUCACAUUCUGCCACCCUAUCUAUUCUAAGGUUGGAAAUUGCUGUAUAUUAAUUAUCUACCCUGAAGCAUUUUCUGGCAAACGUCAUUGUCAGGUUUGAAACAUGUUUUCACUAAGUUAUGGCUCAACCCUUUUUCAAACGCUCAUUUAAGAAGAACAGAUAAGAGAUUUAAAGUUGUUAAAGUGGAAGCAAAUAUGUGUAUGGUUGGCUCUAUGUGGUGACAUAAUUAUUUUACAUCGUUGUACUUAGAUUAUUAUUUUGUUGCGUGUGUGUGUGUGCGCGCGCUUGCGUGUGUGUGUUAAUUUGUGUGUGUGUGUGUGUAUACAAAGCUGUCAACUGCUUAGGUUGAAAUCUGUAGACAUGCUUUUAACCGAUUGCGACCCAAAACACCAUUGUCAUCCACCUCUACCAAAGAUUUGUAUCUUUUCUACAAGCUUCUAUAAAUUCUCUGCUAGAGUGUUUUGAUAACUUCUACUCAUCUACUGUAUUAUAAUCGUGUGAUUCGGGGGAUACCCAUGUGGCGAAUACAAACGCAGGUCAUUAAGGAGCAUGUGUGGGAGGUUUCGUCUUUUCCAAGGAUGUUUGCAAAAGUAGUCUGGGCACAGCUGGCUAUCAAACCCAGGAGCUAUCAGCCAGGAUCUGAUCUCCUCCCAACCUCCUUCGCACUCCCCCCCCCCCCCCCCCACACGAUGAAAAGGGUUUUCCGGCCUCUGUUGAACGAAAGUGAAUCUGACCAAGGAACUUGUUUAUGCCAUACUGCGAAUGAAGACGCUUCGUUGUACCAUGAAUAAAUAGCUUGUUUAAAUAGUGUUGUUAAUGCAUUAUAAAUCCAUACCUAGGAGCAAUGUAUGCUUCCACAAUCAAAUCACAAUUUUAUAUUCAAACGUUUUUACUUACGGACACAAUUACAUCUCUUUUUUUUAUGUAACCAAUAUGUAGCUUUAAGUUAUUUACACUGAUGGAAGUUGCUCCUGUUCACAUUACAUGUCACUGACCUUGGCGGGACACUGGUUUGGUUUUAUAUGAUGUCUGUGCUGUACAACAUAUAUACAUAUAUAUCCUUUUUUCCCUUUUACUUUUUUCAAGGAUAAAGUAGGCCUAUAACUCAAACGAUAGUGGAUUAUAAGGCUUAAAUCCGUUCCAAAACUUCCAAUUCCCAGCAUCUUCCUUGUUCAUGACAUUGUGAAUCAUGGGAUUCCAUCUCCCCAUCAUACUUCUGGAGAACCCUGACACGUCUAGUGUUAUUCCUCAGUGGGUUGACUUGUUUCACAGGAUCUCCAAAUUUGGUUACAAGACAUAAGCGCUUUUGUGAAUAUAUUUUGUUGCGUCCAACUUUUGUUGAUCUCUUAUGUUGAAUGACCAUACACCUCACACAUAUUCUGUGAGUAACUAAGUUUAAUAGAAAGCCCAUAUAUUUGGAAGUUUUUCAAGGUGUGAUAUCAAAGAGGGACUGCAGUUAAUGGCAACGUUUUUUGAUAUGCCUUUACAAUUUUAAUCCAACACAAUCAAGGGUAAUUACUGAAAUUAAAUUAUGAAAUGUUUAAUUGAUUCACUCACCCUUCAGCAAGUUCUACAAUUUAAAACAGCAGGUUUUAAAGUGAUUUUGAUUAAGAUGUUACCUCACACUAUUGAGUAUUAUCCAGAGAAGAGAAGCCCUGUGAUUAAUAUAUUGUGUAACACGCUCACAUUUAAUUCUUUGUAUAUUCCCACGUUUUUUUGCAUUUCUUUAUUUCUUGCAUGGUUGUUGUGAAAUGUCUAAAGGUUGUGUAAUAAAUUCUGAAUUAAGACUAA